GAGCAAGACGGCAGCUGUGCAUGGAUGGAGCGCCGGCGAGGACGUGCUCCUCUUUGCCUUUUGAAUGACAACUUCCAAACUUUGGAGGACGUUUGAAGAAAAGCUACCGCUUUCGAGAUGAACGGAGGGAAUUAAUUUGCCACGCAUAGCCAGACGCAGAGCGCCGUUGCCACCUGCGGGACCGUUAACACACUUGGACCGAGCGAGCGAGCGAGCGAGCGAGCGAGCCCUUGCGCCGUCUGAGCACUGAAUGAGUCGGUCGGCUGUGUAAUGCGCACAAGUGCGCAACGUUAAAGUGAUCUGACGGCGCUCUUCAGGUGAAGAAUACAAACAGUGACUCUCAUGUUCCAGACCCUUCCGACAGCAGGCCUAUGGAAAUGCAGGACCUAGCCAGUCCUCAUAAUCGCGUGGGUGGCGCAGAUUCGAGCGGCUCCAAGCUAGACAAGAGCAACCUCGGCAGCCCCUCCGCAAUCAGCGCCAACGGAACGGGAGGUGAAAACAUGACUGUUCUAAACACGGCCGAAUGGCUGCUGGGCUGCAGCAGCCCGCCCCCGGCGCCAACCUCCAAGGACUAUGUGAAAACGGAGCCCAUGAACAACAGCGAUGCAGUGACCACGACAGGCGACGCCGUAUUGGACUCGUACGCCGGCUCAGUCAUUACCAGCAGCGGCUACAGUCCCCGCUCAGCGCACCAGUACUCUCCUCCCUUGUACCCUUCAAAGCCGUACCCACACAUCCUGUCCACGCCGCCAGCCCCGUCCAUGCCAGCGUACGCGGGCCAGCCGCAGUUCGGCGGCAUGCAGCAGCCCGCCGUCUACACGUACUCGCAAACGGGCCAAGCCUACGGACUGUCCGGCUACGACCUGGGCGUGAUGCUGCCGGGCAUCAAGACGGAGAGCGGCCUGGCCCAGAGUCAGUCGCCUCUCCAGACGGGCCUGAGCUACAGCCCGGGCUUUACCACGCCCCAACCCGGACAGACGCCCUACUCGCCCUACCAGAUGCCAGGUUCAAGUUUCACGCCGUCGUCGGGCCUCUACGCCGCCGGCAACAAUUCCGUCUCCAGCCCCGCCAACUACACUGCAACUCAGCAGGAAUAUCCCUCCUACACCAGCUUUGGCCAAAACCAGUACGCCCAGUAUUAUUCCGCCUCCACGUACGGGACGUAUAUGACCGCCAGCGGCGUGGAUGGCGGCGCCGGCGCCACCGUGGCCGCCUACCAACUGCAGGACCCCACGCCGGCCAUGACGGGCCAGGCGGCAGAACUUCACCCAGGAGACUUUGAGACGGUGCAGAGGCCCUCCACACCCAUCAAGGAGCUGGACGAGCGAGCGUGCCGCAGCGGCACGUCCAAGUCGCGGGGCAGGAGCCGCAAGAACAACCCCUCGCCUCCGCCCGACAGCGACCUGGAGAGGGUUUUCGUGUGGGAUCUGGACGAGACCAUCAUCGUUUUCCAUUCUCUGCUCACGGGCUCCUACGCGCAGAAAUACGGCAAGGACCCGCCCAUGGCAGUCACGCUGGGUCUGAGGAUGGAGGAGAUGAUCUUCAACUUGGCCGACUCGCACUUAUUCUUUAACGACUUGGAGGAAUGUGAUCAGGUACAUAUUGAUGACGUAUCGUCCGAUGACAACGGGCAGGACUUAAGUACUUACAGUUUUGCAACCGAUGGGUUCCACGCAGCGGCGACCAGCGCCAACCUGUGCCUGGCGACGGGCGUCCGCGGCGGCGUCGACUGGAUGAGGAAGCUGGCCUUCCGCUAUCGACGCGUCAAAGAGUUGUAUAGCACCUACAAAAACAAUGUGGGGGGUCUGCUGGGUCCCGCCAAGAGAGACGCUUGGCUGCAGCUGCGUGCCGAGGUGGAGGCGCUGACCGACUCGUGGCUCACGCACGCCCUCAAGUCGCUUUCCAUCAUCAGCUCCAGGAGUAACUGCGUCAACGUGCUGGUGACCACCACGCAGCUCAUCCCGGCGCUGGCCAAGAUUCUCCUGUACAGUCUGGGCUCCGUGUUCCCCAUCGAGAACAUCUACAGCGCGACAAAAAUAGGAAAAGAGAGUUGCUUUGAGCGCAUAAUGCAAAGGUUUGGCAGGAAAGUAGUGUAUGUUGUAGUGGGGGACGGUGCGGAAGAGGAGCAGGCGGCCAAAAAGCACAACAUGCCCUUCUGGAGGAUAUCCAGCCACUCCGACCUGCUGGCGUUACAUCAAGCACUGGAGUUCGAGUACCUGUAACGCUUCAGCACAAUGGACAUGCUCAUACCUUUUUGUAAAACUAUUUAAGAAAAAAAAAAGUAUAUAUACACUGCAUUUUUUUGUUGUUUCCCAACACUUGGAUUUACAAACUGAAUGGUCUUAAAAACAAAAACGGACGACUGAGCCACAGAAAACAAAAAUGGACUGAACGAAUUCAUGCCGGCUCAUUUAUAUCAUUUCUCCUUUCUGGUCUGUCGCCGGUCGGUGUAAAUUAUUUGCAAUAACAGUGAAGGGGCGAGGUGUGCGUGGUGUUUAGAAAACAAAAAAUUCUGGGGGGGUGUUUUAGUGUGGUGAAUGGGGGUGUUGAGUAUGUGCAUCAUGUGUUGUGCCUUAUUGUGUUUCCAUGUCUGUUCUUUUCAAAAGUGUAAAUAUUAAACCAGGACAAAACAUA
Molecule: messenger RNA, 2634 nt
Organism: Syngnathus typhle (broad-nosed pipefish)
Lineage: Eukaryota; Metazoa; Chordata; Actinopteri; Syngnathiformes; Syngnathidae
Gene: eya4
Product: EYA transcriptional coactivator and phosphatase 4
Exons: 18
Coding region: 372-2222 (616 amino acids)
Biological process (GO): negative regulation of extrinsic apoptotic signaling pathway in absence of ligand; positive regulation of DNA repair; multicellular organism development
Cellular component (GO): nucleus
Molecular function (GO): protein tyrosine phosphatase activity
Source: RefSeq, a predicted model, not a curated record